Molecule: messenger RNA, 180 nt
Organism: Striga hermonthica
Lineage: Eukaryota; Viridiplantae; Streptophyta; Magnoliopsida; Lamiales; Orobanchaceae
Source: the annotation of a GenBank genome assembly
AACGGUUUGGGUUGUGUACUCAUGCAGAAUGAUAGAGUAAAAGCAUAUGCUUCAAGGCAACUGAAGGAGUAUGAGAAGAACUAUUCUACACAUGAUUUGGAGCUUGCAGCAGCUGUCUUUGCGCUUAAAACCUGGAGACAUUAUUUGUAUGGAGAAAGGUGUGAGAUUUUCACCGAGAUG